Molecule: messenger RNA, 1081 nt
Organism: Colletotrichum navitas
Lineage: Eukaryota; Fungi; Ascomycota; Sordariomycetes; Glomerellales; Glomerellaceae
Exons: 1
Coding region: 287-880 (197 amino acids)
Source: RefSeq, a predicted model, not a curated record
CAGCCCACCCCCUUUCCUUUCCUUGUGCCAAUUGGGAACGUCCCUUGGUACGCUCUCCCUGUCGUGCUACUUGCAUCCAAGUCCCGCCUGCUGCACGAAAACUGAGAGUCCAAUGGACAGGGCGCCCUUGCUGAAUGCCGGGCCAUUUCUCUCCGGCUCAGUCUCACUGUGUCUUACAUGUCUCUGAUGUCUCUGAUGUCUCUGAUGUCUGAGCCUGCUACCUUGGACAACUCUCCAGCCAGCGUACUUUUUCUCUCUCUUCGAAUCUCAACUAGUUUCUGGACAGAUGCUCGUUACCUGUCGCCCAGAGACAGCUCCUCCAUGGUACCGGUAUCAGGCCACGUCUAUUCCCCCGACUUUGUACUCCACCUCUCAACCACACACACACACACACACACACUCUCUCUCUCUCUCUCUCUCUCUCUCUCUCUCUCUCUCUCUCUCUCUCUCUCUCUCUCUCUCUCUCUCUCUCUCUCUCUCUCUCUCUCUCUCUCUCUCUCUCUCUCUCUCUUACUUACCAUUUCCCCCGGAUUGCCAUCGUCAUGGGCACCUACGUGUGUGUUAUCGGCCUCGUUUUAGCCAUCCACCUCACACUGAGAUACCUAGCCUACCCUUCGUCAUAUGGCACCCUUCAUUUACAUUCUACUCGACACGGCGAAGAGGACCCUGUUUCCGUGUGGCUUGCAGUUCUCUCCAUGAAUGGUCCAUCGACGUGAAAGUAAUCACCAGGCCCAUUGCACAAUCUGUGCCCCUCUCCGUCGCUAUCUCUAUCUCAUCUCACACUGUCUCGACACCUCUCCCAAAAGUUCACCACCACCCUCCCAUACCUCGCCUUGCCGUCCGGCUGCAACAUCUCCUUCCCGGCGAUACUGGUCUCUAACGAAAAGCAAGCAUGUAUAUACCCCAUUUUGGCGGGAUCUAGUAUACGUCCUAGGUGGGAUGACCACCAUCCUGUGCGUCCACCUCCAGGAAUAAGAAACCACAGAUCGAGGCCACGGCAACCGAUCUAAGCUCCAGUGGUUGUCUUUAUUUGAGAUACUUACAAUAUGCUUGUUUCAUGCUCUCGCCAUUUGCCUUGCCC